Molecule: messenger RNA, 1996 nt
Organism: Puma concolor (puma)
Lineage: Eukaryota; Metazoa; Chordata; Mammalia; Carnivora; Felidae
Source: RefSeq, a predicted model, not a curated record
AUGGAUGUGGCCGACCCGCAGCAGCUGGGCAUGUUUACAGAGGGGGAGCUGAUGUCCGUGGGGAUGGACACGUUCAUCCACCGCAUCGACUCCACGGAGGUCAUCUACCAGCCACGUCGCAAGCGGGCCAAGCUCAUCGGCAAGUACUUGAUGGGGGACCUGCUGGGGGAGGGGUCCUACGGCAAGGUGAAGGAGGUGCUGGACUCGGAGACGCUCUGCAGGAGAGCCGUCAAAAUCCUCAAGAAGAAGAAGUUGCGAAGGAUCCCCAAUGGGGAGGCCAACGUGAAGAAGCCCAUCCUGGAAAGUGCUGCUCCUCUGUCCGCUUCCACCUCCCCCUUCCUGGCCCAGCCUGCUCUCACGCAGAAGCUGAGCUGUGUUCACUUGCCCCUGGCCGGCCCGGGUCUGGGUGUGGGUCCAUCUCUGUCCCACGGGCUCCUCUCCUCAUCCCCUGAUGUGUCUGGGGAACAGGGCCCGCCCGUGGCUGAGCUCUCCUGCUUGGAGGCGGCACGGGUCCACGGAGCAUCCCUGGGGCUGGCCACUGGACUCCGUGCUGCUGUGGCCCCCCCAGCCUCUUGCGAACAGCACCCUAAGGUUCCCAGAGUCCCUCUCAAGGGCCUGGGCUGCGUUCUGGCACCAACUGAUCUGUGGCGAGAGUCCCCCACGUCCACUCUGCUGACUGUCCUGGGGCUCCUGGUGGCAGCAGGACUCCGCGGACCCCUGCUGGGACACAGGGGUGGUGCUGCGGUGGGCGAGUGCCCGCUCUGCUCAGGCACGGUGCAGCCCCGCACGUAUAUGGUGAUGGAGUACUGCGUGUGCGGCAUGCAGGAGAUGCUGGACAGCGUGCCCGAGAAGCGCUUCCCCGUGUGCCAGGCCCACGGGUACUUCUGCCAGCUGGUGGACGGCCUAGAGUACCUGCACAGCCAGGGCAUUGUGCACAAGGACAUCAAGCCAGGCAACCUGCUGCUCACCACAGGCGGCACCCUCAAGAUCUCCGACCUGGGUGUGGCCGAGGCCCUGCACCCCUUUGCCGAGGACGACACGUGCCGGACGAGCCAGGGCUCCCCAGCGUUCCAGCCCCCUGAGAUCGCCAACGGCCUGGACACCUUCUCUGGCUUUAAGGUGGACAUCUGGUCGGCUGGGGUUACUCUCUAUAACAUCACGACAGGCCUGUACCCAUUCGAGGGGGACAACAUCUACAAGUUGUUUGAGAACAUCGGGAAGGGAGACUACACGAUCCCGGGUGACUGCGGCCCCCCGCUCUCGGACUUGCUGAGAGAACCUCGCCAGACUAUACUGACCGUGUAUGUUGGCUCCCGUGUGCCCUUUGGCCCGUGUGAGAGGCCAGGGGCUGCCUUUGACGGUUCAGGCAGGCGGCCCCAGGCCCAUGGCUCCCCGCAGGCCAGCAAGGGCUGGUGCCACCCAGUUGAGAGUAGGGACCGGCAGGCCCUGGGCCUUGAUCUCUUCCUCCCGUGCCCGGCACGGGGAGUCGAGGCUGGCCCCACACUCGCCUUCUCCCUCCUAGGACAGGUCCCAGAAGAGGAGGCUAGUCAGAACGGGCAGAGCCGGGGCCCGCCCAAAGUCGUGUGCGUGAACGGCACGGAGUCGGCGCAGCUGAGCGCCAAGUCGAAGGUGGAGCGCCGGGCCAGCGCUGCCUCCAACCCCACCCGCAAGGCCUGCUCGGCCAGCAGCAAGAUCCGCAGGCUGUCGGCCUGCAAGCAGCAGUGAGGGUCGCCGCCCGCAGCCCGUCUCAUCCAGGUGCCACGGCCCAGGUCCUCAGUCUUCCCGCCGACCGCCGGCCCACGUCUGCUGCCCAGAAAGGCCACCACCACACCCUCCUUGCCGACUGCCCCUCAGGAAUCCAGGGGUCCUGGAGGGCCAUGGCUGGGGGACAGCAGGGACUGGGGACUGGCCUUCCCCUCAUGGCCAGUGAACACGGCCUCUCAUUGACUUUGCAGCCCUGCGCUGAGCCCCCUCCCCGGGCCUCGGGAGGAGGGAG